GGCUGAGGACGGGAUACUGGGAGAGCCGGAAGAGCCGUGAAGAAAGCCACCAGGUCCCAGUAACGUUGUUUUCUCGUCAAGCCUGAGUUGUGGACGUACGGUUACAUCCACCAGGGGACACAUUAAGAAAUCCGUUUAGACGCUGGUCGGAGCUACCUUUGUUGUGGACGUGUGUGUGACAAGACUCUCUAAGGAUGUGGAAGGCAGCAGCAGGGCAGUCCGUCAGCUUGUCUGUAGAUGAGGGAGGAGACGACUGGGAGACUGACCCUGACUUUGAGAAUGACCUAUCGGAGAAGGAGCAGCGUUGGGGGGCCAAGACGGUGGCUGGUUCCGGGCAUCAGGAGCACAUAGAUAUCCACCAGCUGCGUGAAACGGUGUCGGUAGAGCACACCAGCCUGAAGCAGCAGGAGCUGGAGCGCAUGCCUAAGGCCUCGCAUGGAUAUGGAGGGAAAUUCGGAGUGCAGCAGGAUCGCAUGGACAAGUCUGCUGUGGGUCACGACUACCAGAGCAGGUUGUCCAAGCACUGCUCCCAGACAGAUACCUCCAAGGGCUUUGGAGGGAAGUUUGGAGUGCAGGCCGAUCGAGUGGAUCAGUCUGCUGUUGGGUUUGAGUAUGCGGGCAAGACAGAGAAACAUGCUUCGCAGAAAGACUACACCACGGGGUUUGGGGGCCGAUACGGCGUGCAGGCAGAUCGUGUCGACGAGAGCGCAGUGGGCUUCGAUUACCAGGGCAAAACGGAGAAACACGAGUCCCAGAAAGAUUAUGCCAAGGGCUUUGGUGGCAAGUUUGGAGUAGAGAGCGACAAGGUGGACAAAAGUGCCGUGGGCUUCGAGUACCAGGGCAAAACGGAGAGGCACGAAUCACAGAAAGACUAUGUGAAAGGCUUUGGAGGCAAGUUUGGAGUGCAGACAGACCGACAGGACAAGUCAGCGCUGGGAUGGGACCACCAGGAGAAACUACAGCUUCACGAGUCUCAGAAAGACUAUAAGCGUGGGUUUGGAGGGCGGUAUGGGGUAGAGGUGGAGAGGCAGGACCAGUGUGCCCUGGGCUAUGAGCACAAGGAGAGCCUGGCCAAGCACGAGUCCCAAAAAGAUUACUCUAAAGGAUUUGGAGGGAAGUUUGGCGUCCAGAACGACCGGAUGGAUAAGAGUGCAGGGACGUACGAGAAUGUGGAGAAGAUGACGCCAUCUUACCAGAAAACCAAACCGGUGGAGGCUGCUGGCAGCAGCACUGGGAGCAUCAAGGCUCGCUUCGAGAACAUCGCCAAGCAGAAGGAGGAGGAAGACAGAAAGAGGGCAGAGGAGGAGCGAGCACGUCGGCAGGCCAAGGAGAAGCAGGAGCAGGAGGCGGCGCACCGUAAAGCCGAAGCAACGCCCAAGAGCCCGUCUCCCCCCACAAGUCCCAGCACCACUCUGAGCCCGACUGCACUGGCCCAGCGAGCUGUAGCACCACCAGCUCAACAGGAAGCAGCCGGAGAUGCAGAGGAGGAGGAUGGUGAGCAGCUGUAUGAGGUGGAGCCACACAGACACUAUGCGCCACAGGAGGACCUCUACCAGAACACAGAGGAGGCUGCAGCAGGAGACGACGAGCAGUACGAGUACGGCGAGGACCUUGGGGUCACGGCGGUGGCUCUGUACGACUACCAAGCAGCUGGCGAUGAUGAGAUCUCCUUUGACCCUGACGACAUCAUCACCAACAUCGAGAAGAUCGACCAGGGCUGGUGGCGCGGUGUGUGCAGAGGUGCCUAUGGCCUGUUCCCGGCCAACUAUGUGGAGGUCCAGCCGUGAUGUCGCCGGCCCAACCAGUCUCCCUGUUCUUGUGCAGAAAGAGAAAAAGGAAAGAGACUUUGUCACAUUUGGUCUUUUUUUCUCUUCAUCUCAUCUUAGUGCUUUGACGCUGUGUGAGACGACCUCAGGCCUCCGAGCUGGUCUUCUUCUGCUCAUUUUUCCUUCCCUCCUCAAUCUGUCCCAUUUUCAGAUCACUUUGUUUCUUUGUGUGCAGCAGUAGACAGGGAAGAAGAGUUGUCAUAGAACGACUCAGUACCAAGACAGUACUUAUCUUAGAUCUUUGCUUUGCAUCUCUGCUUUAACAGUUCAAGCUACACCAUGCAGCUUCCUCAAGACCCGGGGCCACUUCCCAAGCUGUCUGCCUCCUGCCUCGCAGCCAGAACCACAUUUAGCAGCUUUGUUUUCCAGAGGUUAGCAAGAUGUUGAUCGGGUAUUACUACUUCACAUAUGUUAGAAAAACUCUAAUCUCAGAUUAUUGAUUGAACUGAGCUCAAAAUGUCUCAUGGAGUCUUGUACACAAGGCUCGCUGGCUCUCUUUAAAUGUAGACAGGAGCAGUUUAUCAUGGGGGAAUCCCCUGCUGUGGAUUAUGUAUACUGAUGCCUAUACCCUGUCCAGUACAUUGGCUACAGACCAAACGGCUGCACAGCAGUUGAGCUGGACUUGCUGAUUCUUGUUGGAAAACUAAGCUAAGAAUUAAGACAUUUUCCUUUGCAUCAGUCAUAGGGUUGGCAACAGAUCAAUAAUAAUGCUUCCUCCUUUACUGAUAUUUAAAUUGCAGACUCUAUGUCUCAGUUCAACAGAAACACUACAGUUCAUAGUAUUACUUCAAGUGUCUUCAUAUACUCUACUGCUUAAAUACUGAUAAUCAUGUAUAGACAGAUGAUUGUUUAUGAUGCUUUGAGAAUGAGAUUUCAAAAAAACACUUUAUUCCUGUCCCUGUGGUUGUGGACAAGCAUAAUGUAUUUGUCAAAGUGCUGAGACGCCUGCUUUGCGGCACAACUAACAACUGACAUUUUUAAACCCGUGGUGAUAUAUCGGCCCCUGUGAAGGGGACAAGGCUCUGGCAUCUCUGACACUAGUUAUUCCUCACUGGCGACUUGCCUGUGGAGCACAGUUGUGUAUCUUAAACAGGAGCAUUUGGGGGCUUUCAUGAAAUUCAUCUUUGGGGUUUUAUAAUAAAAAGUGACCUUUUCAAAUGCAUAAUUUUUAUCUGUACCUGUUUGUUUGACUUACAUCAUUACCUGUGUGUUCUUUUUUUAAGUUUCAGUAAAUAAACUAUGAAUUAGG
Monopterus albus (swamp eel) is the source of this 3075-nucleotide messenger RNA. It is a transcript of the gene cttn, whose product is annotated as cortactin. The record is from RefSeq and is a predicted model, not a curated record. Gene Ontology annotation, molecular function: actin filament binding. Bases 195 to 1787 code for a protein of 530 amino acids. Gene Ontology annotation, cellular component: actin filament; cortical actin cytoskeleton; plasma membrane. The transcript has 16 exons. NCBI's taxonomy places the organism in Eukaryota, Metazoa, Chordata, Actinopteri, Synbranchiformes, Synbranchidae. Gene Ontology annotation, biological process: regulation of actin filament polymerization; cell migration.